GCCCGGUCCGCCCUCGUGGCUGUAGGCUCCCCGCCACCCUUUGGCCCGCGCGCGCUCUGGGUGGGGCCUCCUCGCUGCCUCGGGAUGCGGCCGGGUGGGGUGCGCUGGGCGGGCGCUGCUAGCCGGCUGGGCGGUGCGCCGGGGCAGCUCCAGCCGCACGCCGCGUCGCUGUAAUCGGACACCCGUGCGCUCACCCCCCCGCGCCUGCCCGGCUACUUUCCAUUCACUCCGAGGUGCCCGAUUGAACGACGCGGGGAAGGGCUCCGGGUGCCACGGCACUGCGGCGCUGAGAAUUCCUUUACAAAGAAAGUCAGGGGAUCCAGAAGAAAGAAUCGCACUAUUGGAGACGCACUAAGAAUUAAGAUCUGUGGAAAAGGACUCAGAUCGGGGUAUCCAACCUGGUAGCACAUCGAUGACUUGUCUGCGCUGAUCUCUUCCAACCUCGGUAUUUUCCCUUGGAUAUUGACUUCCAAAGCUGAAGAAAUGGCGUUCCAGGCAAUUUUCAUGUUGGUUGGAGUACUCCUUUGUUCUAUCUGUGUAAAAGGAUCUUCUCAGCCCCAAGCAAGAGUUUACUUAACAUUUGAUGAACUUCGGGAAACCAAGACAUCUGAACACUUCAGCCUAUCCCACCACCCUUUAGACUACAGGAUAUUACUAAUGGAUGAAGAUCAGGACCGGAUAUAUGUGGGCAGCAAGGAUCACAUUAUUUCCUUGAACAUUAAUAAUAUCAGCCAAGAACCUUUGAGUGUUUUCUGGCCAGCAUCUACAAUCAAAGUUGAUGAGUGCAAAAUGGCUGGCAAAGAUCCCACACAUGGCUGUGGGAAUUUUGUUCGUGUGAUUCAGACCUUCAACCGCACUCAUUUAUAUGUAUGUGGGAGUGGAGCUUACAGUCCGGUUUGUACUUACCUGAACAGAGGAAGGAGAUCAGAGGACCAAGUUUUCAUGAUUGACUCCAAGUGUGAAUCUGGAAAAGGACGAUGCUCUUUCAAUCCCAAUGUGAACACCGUGUCUGUUAUGAUCAAUGAAGAGCUUUUCUCUGGGAUGUACAUAGAUUUCAUGGGCACAGAUGCUGCUAUUUUUCGAAGUUUAACCAAGAGGAAUGCAGUCAGAACUGAUCAACAUAAUUCUAAAUGGCUAAGUGAGCCUAUGUUUGUGGAUGCACAUGUCAUCCCAGAUGGCACUGAUCCAAAUGAUGCUAAGGUAUAUUUCUUCUUCAAAGAAAAGUUAACUGACAAUAACAGGAGCACAAAACAGAUUCAUUCCAUGAUUGCUCGAAUAUGUCCUAAUGACACCGGUGGGCUGCGGAGCCUCGUUAACAAGUGGACCACCUUCUUGAAGGCAAGGCUUGUGUGCUCCGUCACAGAUGAAGAUGGCCCAGAGACACACUUUGAUGAGUUAGAGGAUGUAUUUCUUCUGGAAACUGAUAAUCCAAGGACAACUCUAGUGUAUGGCAUUUUUACAACAUCCAGUUCAGUUUUCAAAGGCUCAGCAGUAUGUGUGUACCAUUUAUCUGAUAUACAGACUGUGUUUAAUGGGCCUUUUGCCCACAAAGAAGGGCCCAAUCACCAACUGGUUUCCUAUCAGGGUAGAAUUCCUUAUCCUCGCCCUGGAACUUGUCCAGGAGGAGCAUUUACACCCAAUAUGCGAACCACCAAAGAAUUUCCAGAUGAUGUUGUGACUUUCAUCCGGAACCACCCUCUCAUGUACAACUCCAUCUACCCCAUCCACAGAAGGCCUUUAAUAGUUCGUAUAGGCACCGACUACAAGUACACAAAGAUAGCUGUGGACAGAGUCAGUGCUGCCGAUGGUAGAUACCAUGUCCUGUUUCUUGGAACAGAUCGAGGUACCGUGCAAAAGGUUGUAGUCCUUCCUAUGAACAGCUCUGCCAGUGGUGAACUCAUUCUAGAGGAAAUGGAAGUCUUUAAGGCUCAUGUGCCAAUAACAACAAUGAAAAUCUCAUCCAAAAAGCAACAGUUGUACGUGAGCUCCAUUGAAGGGGUUUCCCAAGUCUCUCUGCACCGCUGUCACAUGUAUGGCACAGCCUGUGCAGACUGCUGCCUGGCCAGGGACCCCUACUGUGCCUGGGAUGGCCAUUCAUGCUCCAGGUUCUAUCCCACAGGGAAGCGGAGGAGCCGAAGACAAGAUGUGAGACAUGGAAAUCCACUGACUCAAUGUAGAGGAUUUAAUCUGAAAGCAUAUAGAAAUGCAGCUGAAAUUGUUCAAUAUGGAGUCAAAAAUAACACCACGUUCCUGGAGUGUGCCCCUAAGUCUCCACAGGCAUCGAUAAAGUGGUUGCUACAAAAAGACAAAGACAGGAGGAAAGAGGUUAAGCUGAAUGAGAGAAUUAUUGUCACUUCUCAAGGACUCCUGAUUCGUGCUGUUCAAGAUACUGACCAAGGGCUCUACCACUGCAUUGCAACUGAGAAUAGUUUCAAGCAGACCAUAGCCAAGAUCAACUUCAAAGUUUUAGAUUCAGAAAUGGUGGCUGUUGUGACAGAUAAAUGGUCCCCAUGGACCUGGGCCAGCUCAGUAAGGGCACUACCCUUUCACCCUAAGGACAUCAUGGGGGCCUUCAGCCACUCUGAAAUGCAGAUGAUCAAUCAAUACUGCAAAGACACCCGGCAGCAGCAGCAGCCGCAAGGAGAAGAAUUGCAGAAGAUGAGAGGGGACUAUGGCAAAUUGAAGGCUCUCAUCAACAGCAGGAAAAGUAGAAACAGGAGGAAUCAGCUGCCAGAAUCCUAAGGUCUUCAAUCAAGCUUCUGCUUCCAGCAACAAAUGCUCUGUUUGCAAUGAUCAAAUUUUACAAUCAAUAUUGUAUUUUACCCAUGAAAAGUUCCUGCUAAAAGUCAACUACUCACUCCUAAAGUGAGUUUAAUGGGAACUGAAAUGAGCAUGCAUUUUCUUGUAUGAUAUUGACUAGCACUAGACAUGUCAUGGUCCUCAUGGUGCAUAUAAGUAUUUAACUUAACCCAGAAUUUAUUUAUAUCUUUACCCAUCCUUUCCUCAAAAUCAACGUUGGGACUACGAAAGUAGAACUGUUACAUCCCUCGAUUGAGUGAGGGACAAAACUAUGGGCUCUAAGGGUUUCGAUUUUUAAUUGUCAAUGAUUUUUAUAUAUGGUAAUCAAUUCCAGAUCACAAUCUUCACAUAGUGAAAGUUACAGAAAUGCAUGUGAUAGAAUUAAAAUCAAAAGAAGUGUAGAAUAGCUAAAUGACAGGGAAGAAGGCAAGGAAAUAAUUAGUUGAUAUGUUUUCAGUGAAAUAUAUUAUUGUUUUUAAAGAUUGUAAAAUUGUUGUCAGUUGCUGAUAAAUGCCAUUGAUUUUAUUCUCAUAUAUCUGGAAGAAUAAAUAAAAAUCUUUGAUGGGAGAUAUAUCAGUGAACAUUUAGGUUUAUAUUGUUAUGUUAUUAUCUUCCAAACAAAAGCACUUUUCUUUUUUUGGAAGUGUUUUUAAGUUAUUAUGGACUUUAGUUUAAUUUGACACUAUUUAUGGCAUAUUGUUUAGAUUUUAAUCUUUCUAGUCUGCAUGGGAUAUCAGAAUAAGAAAAACAUUUUGAAGUAGCAAACCUCUAUAUGAAGUGUAAAACCACCAGAAUGAAAAAGAAUAAAUGUAGAAAAUUUGUUAUCAGGAAGAAUUUAUACCAAAUGUGGCUCAUAUUCAAAUUCAGCAGUCAAGUUCUGUGAUUAAUUCCCAUUUUUAUAAAACUGAAAAUCAAGAUGUUAAUUUUUUUCAGUCAACAUUUCCCUGUUUUAUAAUCAUUUGUUUUUGAGAGAUGUCCAUUUGUCCAAGAAAUAAAAAGAUAAUAUAUAUGAACAA
Molecule: messenger RNA, 3815 nt
Organism: Dipodomys ordii (Ord's kangaroo rat)
Lineage: Eukaryota; Metazoa; Chordata; Mammalia; Rodentia; Heteromyidae
Gene: Sema3c
Product: sema domain, immunoglobulin domain (Ig), short basic domain, secreted, (semaphorin) 3C
Exons: 18
Coding region: 484-2742 (752 amino acids)
Biological process (GO): negative chemotaxis; positive regulation of cell migration; semaphorin-plexin signaling pathway
Molecular function (GO): semaphorin receptor binding; chemorepellent activity
Source: RefSeq, a predicted model, not a curated record